Messenger RNA from Heterotrigona itama, 3459 nucleotides. Lineage: Eukaryota; Metazoa; Arthropoda; Insecta; Hymenoptera; Apidae. The record is from the annotation of a GenBank genome assembly.
GGUUGAUACAUAUUAGUAGUCUGAAAAUAGGAAGUCUGCAAAAGUAUAAAGUAUUCUUAAUGUAAUUCAGUAUUUUAUAUACUAGAUUUCAGAUUUUAGCUCUUUGAAUUUAAUUACAAAAUGUAUUUCAACCUAAACACGAAUAUAUAUUGAAUAAUUUAUGCUUCUUCCAAUAAUACUGUACACAUGGAUUUUUGCGUAACUUUCAAUUGCAAUGGGAAGGUGAACCUUAACGAUUGGGAACUAGAUAGAAAUGGUUUAUUUAUACGCGGAGAAGUGGAAAACGUUUUAUAUCCGCAAGAUGACUGUCCCUUGAUGGAAAAGCAUGUACAACUUUUUAAUUAUAGUAUGCCCGCUGCAACAGCAUUGUUAGACCUAAAACAUUUUAACAAAUGCAUGAAUAUGCAGUUAAAAAUACUCAGCAGAUAUGAAACUUACAAUCAAGUUUUAAGUUCAAAGACAAAUGAUGUUGAUUUUUAUUAUGUAAGAUGUGUUAUAUCAGAAUUUAUUUUAUAUAUUCGAAUGUACUUAAAUAGUAUUAAAGGAAAUUAUCAAUUAUUGAAAGCUAUAAAUGAAGAUAUAGAAGAAGAAUUUAAUGAAUUAUUUAUUAUAAUGAAGCAUUUUUUGGAAAGAAUACAUAAUAUCCCUGAUACUACAUUUCAUUAUGCACCAUCUAAAUUAGGCAAUCAGUGUAUACAACCAGAAUAUCAUAUGUAUCAUAUGCACAUUGAAUUAAGGUGGUAUUUUAUCUCAUUGAUGUAUGCAAAGAACAUAUAUUGUCAAUAUUCAAUUGAGAAUUAUUUGGAUGAACUUGAAAAUAUGCAAACAAUGAUUAUUAAUGAUCUAAUUUAUAUCUCAUUAAAAAUAUUUGAAACGAUGCCUUUGAUACAUAUACAACAAAAAACUCCAUAUAAUUGUACUUGCAUUCGUGAAUUAUGGCUUAUGCUUCAAAUAUUUAUUGAUAGUUUAUCUGACAGAAUGAAAUCAAAGUCUUUUUGGGAGUAUGUAAAUGGAUGUAUCAAUGGAUUAUUGAACAGGAAUGUAUCUAAUAGAAACCAAGAAUUUUUUACACUUCGUAAAAAUUCUGAAUUAUUCUGUUUGUGGAUUGUUCAUCAUCUUUCACUGCUAUAUGGAUACAAUAGUGAUGGAGUAUAUUUAGGAUUUAAGUGUUCAAGGAUUAGAGCAAACUAUGAACAAUUAGAAAGAAUCUUGAAAAUAUAUAUUUCCAAAGGAGGAAAAGAUGGUGAACGAGAUGAAAUUGAUGAUGAAUUACGUGUAAUGAUACCUUUAUUGAAUACUAUUGUUAUCAAUUGGUGGCAACCUCGAAUUUCAAUCAUUUCACUUCUGUGGGAUUGUUUUCACAAAAGAUUAGAUGAACCAUUUCUGUUACAAGUAUCUGGUCCUUGGACAUUGUCAGUUGAAAAGAUCCUUUUUACGAAUAAAUUAUAGUAACAAUGAUACAAAACAUUGGAAUCAAAUUAAAAGUCGUAUUUAUUCUAAAUUUUCUAAGAGUAAAGUCGAAGAAUUUUCUAUAACUGGCCUGUAUAAUUUUAUUUCAUUAUUUUUAACAUUAGCUGUUACUGCUGAUACUAUAAAUGUUUGUUCAGUAAUGUUUGAUCUUUUACCAUUAUCAAAAGAAUACAAUAGCGAAAAUAGUAAAAAACAUAAUUUAAUUUGGAAAGGAAAACUGGCUGUUCUUCUUUUAUAUAGUGAUCUUAAAUUGAACCUAACAAAUAUAGCACCUCUAUACAUAGAUACGGUGAAUACUAUAUGUUGUCGCAAAGAUGAUACAUCCUGUGCAAUGAUGAAUAAUUUUAUCGAUGUAUUCAGUACGAUUUUAUCAUACGAUAGUAUUGAAUUAGGAGAAUAUUUAUUAUUUAGUGGAUGGAUAGAUCGAUAUUUAUUAGAAUGUUCAAAUAAAAUGGUAGGAACAUUAAUGAAAGUAUUAGCUAAUGUCUUUGAAAGAUGCAUUUAUGUUGCUGAGACUUCUAAUACAGCCAAUGCAGAAAAAAUGUUAGAUGUUUUAUGGUGUUAUGUUGCAAGUAGAGUUAGACAACUUGUAUUUGAUCCUGUUCUUAUUAAUGAACAUUAUAAAAAUAUUUCAAAACUUGCUGUUUUAUUUACUUUGGAGGCAUUGAAAAAUCCAACAAUAGCAAAGAAGCAUAAACAUUCAGCUACAUCUCUAUUUCAACUUUUUGCAUCAUCAGUAAUUGUUAAAGACAUAAGGCAUGGAUAAAGUGUUCUAUUAUUGGUCAUGAUACAAACAAAGAUGAAGUAGAAGUUUUACAAAAUUAUGUAUUAGAAUUAAAUGAUAUCAAGGAAAUUUUCGAAACAACUGAGAAUAUUCAAGAAUUUAAAAAUAAUGAUAAAUCUAUUUUAAUGUUUAUAAUGCACUCAAUGAAAAAAAGAAAGACUUUAAAAACUGAACAAGAACGAAUUCAAUAUGAUAUAAAAUGGAAAUUGUAUUUCAGUCACCUAGAAAAGUGGAUUCUUUCACCUAUUACGGAAGAAACUAAAGAUUCAGAAUUGGCUUCGUGGAUAUAUAGAUGUAUUGGAACACUAUUUCUCUGUACUUCUAUUAUGUUAUAUUCUAAAAAUCAACCAAACAGUAUAUUUAAAAUAUUACUAAAUAAAACUAUAUUAUCAGUGGAGCAACCUUUUUUAAAAAAUUUGGGAAAAAAAACAUUUUCUAUGAUACUCUUGGGUAUGGAAGCCCUUAAUGUUAAAAGUGAUAUAUCACUUCAAAUUCUAAUACGAGAUCUUUUUGAUCAAUACAUGCCACUCUUAAUAGUACCGACUGUUAAUGCAAAUAGUUUCAAAGUAUCCGACUCAUUACUAAAGUGUUUUAAAGAUGCAAAAGCAGAUUUUAUACGCUUAAUAUUCGAGAUUUUGAUGACGAAUUUUUUUAAUAUUUCAAAUGACAAUAUGAUGCAUAAACAUUCUUAUUUAGUAAUGAUACUUUUACAAAAUCUGCUUAAAAAUGAAAUAAAUUAUGCAUGUCAUAUAACAGAAUUCAUUAUCGUAAUUUGCACAUCAUAUAUUAUUAGAUGUUACAUAAAAGUUCAUGACCACCAUCCACAUAAACAACAAACUAUUGAUUUCAUAGAUAAUAUUAUUAGAAAUAAAUAUUAUAAAGAGAAUAAUUCUUUGCAGAAUAAGUUCUAUGAUAUAAUAUCUAGUUCUGUUAGAAAGUCAUUAAUAAUAAAUCAGCAUAAUACUUUUGAAUUUUUACGUUCGAUUUUAUCAAUAUCGACUGAAAUAAUACAAUUUUUAUCACCAGAACUGGAGCAUAAUUUAAGUGAUUUGGAAAUUAAUCGACGUCCAAACGCAGCGUCUUUUAGGUGAGAUACUAUGAAAAAUAACUGACUUUAAAAACUAUUAUACAAUUUUUGUUUCACUUUCAGAUAUUCCUGGAAUCAACUCCAAAAUCUUAUGAAAAGCAUUAAGACAAAUCACUAA